AUGGUUUCCGCAUCCAAAGCCGCCCGUGAGGCCAAGAGAGCUGCCGAAGGAAAAGCACCAAAAAAAACACUUGCUUCAAAAUCGAAAUCCAAAAUUUCACCAACCUUGGACGCCGAUGGAAACCCUCUUCCUGAUGACGAACAAUCUGCAGCCACCUCUAAGAAAAUGGAUGAAGUCAAACGACUGGCUGAUCAAAUGGAUAAACAUGGGCUCUCUGAUCGGGUUACUACGGGCGUCCUAAGCUCUCUUAAGCAAAGUAGAGAUGUCAAGAUAACAUCUGUCUCUUUAGUAUUCCAUGGUCGUGUUCUUAUUACAGAUACUAUCAUGGAGCUUACAUACGGUCGAAGGUAUGGUCUUCUCGGAGAGAACGGUUGUGGCAAGUCUACGCUACUGAAAGCUAUUGACAAACGAGAGUUUCCUAUACCUGAACACGUUGACAUUUAUCUUCUGAAUGAAGGAGCUCCUCCGGGUGAACUAGGUGCAUUAGAAUGGGUCGUAAAAGAGGCUGAAAAUGAACUGGAAAGACUUGAUAAACAGGCCGAACAAAUUCUCGAAGACGAGGGCCCAGAAAGUCCACUUCUCAUGGAUAUAUACGAGCGUAUGGAAACAAUGGAUCCAUCAACUUUCUCCACUCGAGCAUCUCUUAUUCUCACUGGUCUUGGUUUUAACAAAAAGACGAUUACUAAAAAGACCAAAGACAUGUCAGGUGGAUGGCGUAUGCGCGUAGCUUUAGCUAAAGCUCUAUUUGUCAAGCCAUCUCUUCUUCUCCUUGAUGAUCCAACUGCACACUUAGAUUUGGAAGCGUGUGUCUGGCUAGAAGAAUAUCUUAAGAAGUGGGAUCGGACUCUUGUUCUAGUGUCCCACUCAAUGGACUUUCUCAAUGGAGUGUGCUCCAAUAUGAUCGACAUGCGUCACAAGCAGCUCAUCUACUAUGGUGGAAAUUAUGACUCUUACCAUAAAACUCGCGCUGAACAAGAAGUCAACCAGAUGAAAGCAUAUCAAAAGCAACAAGAUGAAAUUGUUCACAUCAAGAAAUUUAUCGCUUCUGCCGGAACUUACGCUAACUUGGUCAGGCAAGCCAAAUCACGACAAAAAAUAUUGGACAAAAUGGAAGCAGAUGGGUUCAUCCAGAAGGUUGAAGAGGAUCGUGUCUUUACAUUCAGGUUUGCUGAUGUCGAGAAACUUCCCCCACCGGUCUUGUCAUUUGAUGAUGUAACGUUUUCAUACUCAGGUGAUUCUAAGGAUGAUCUAUACCGACACCUAGACCUGGGUGUGGAUAUGGAUUCUAGGACAGCUCUAGUUGGCCCGAAUGGUGUCGGAAAGUCUACGUUGCUUCGUCUUAUGACAGGAAAGCUAUCACCAACUGGCGGCACUGUAUCCCGUCAUACACAUCUUAAAAUGGGUGUCUACUCUCAGCAUUCGUCCGAACAGCUUGACCUUACCAAAUCUGCCCUUGACUUUGUCCGAGAUAAGUACUCCGAAAAGAGUCAGGAUUACCAAUAUUGGCGGCAACAACUCGGAAAGUACGGACUUAGUGGAGAUUCACAGACUGCUCUCAUGGGAACUUUAUCUGAAGGUCAGAAGUCUAGAAUUGUGUUUGCGCUUUUGGCCAUAGAUGGACCCAAUAUGCUUUUACUGGACGAGCCUACUAACGGCCUUGAUAUUCCUACAAUCGAUUCGUUAGCGGAUGCAAUAAAUGCGUUCACAGGUGGAGUUGUCGUCGUCUCUCACGAUUUCAGACUGUUAGAUAAGAUUGCGAAAGAUAUAAUGGUAUGCGAAAAUCAAACCAUCCGCAGAUGGCCUGGAACAAUUGGGGAUUACAAGAACCACUUACGGAAGAAGAUGAUGGCGGCCGGUGCAGUAUAG
This is a messenger RNA of Blumeria graminis f. sp. triticale, 1866 nucleotides long. Lineage: Eukaryota; Fungi; Ascomycota; Leotiomycetes; Helotiales; Erysiphaceae. The record is from the annotation of a GenBank genome assembly.